Molecule: messenger RNA, 2535 nt
Organism: Meloidogyne enterolobii
Lineage: Eukaryota; Metazoa; Nematoda; Chromadorea; Rhabditida; Meloidogynidae
Source: the annotation of a GenBank genome assembly
AUGGCCGUCUUCCUGGUCAACGUUUUACUGCAGAUCAGCAAUGUUCUUACUUUUGGGGAUAUUUGCCGAAUUCUUUGGUGCGGAAAUAGUGGUUCUACUAUUUCUACUGCUCACCCCGCACUUGAAGGCAGUUGGUGUGGAAAUGAAAAAUGGUGUCAUGCUGGUCAUUGUGGAGAGUGGCAUUCAGAAAUGGGAGCCUAUCCUGUUGUAACUGAUGGAAAUUGGUCAGAAUGGACUUCUUCCGAAAAGCAGUGCCCUAUUACUCAAUGUCAGAUUACUGGAAGUAUCGCAAUAAUUAGUCAAAUGAGAACUUGUACAGCACCUGCUCCAAACAAUGGAGGGAAGCCUUGUACAGGCUCUAAUGUGAGAGGCAUUGUUUGUGGAGGAAUUGCCAAAUCGACAAUUUGUGAAGGCUUUACUAGGCAAGAAUAUGGGGACAGGCUUUGUACAGCUAUAGCACAUGACCAAAUAAGAGCUGACAGACAACUUAGCGGAACUAGCUUUUUGCAUGCAACACAGCCAUGUAAAAUUUGGUGUCAUGUUCGGGAUUCUGAAUUGAUACGAAAUAAAGGACAAUUCCCAAAUGGCUCUCCCUGCGGUCCUGGCCAGCACUGUGUUGGUGGUGUUUGCCUUCAAUUAAAUUGUGAUGGCCAUGGACUUGUUCAAGGCGCUGAAGAUUGCCCUGAUGAAGAAUCACUUCUUAGAUUAUCAUCGAAUGAACACAAAACGGUUGAACGCAAAAGGGAAUCAGUUAAAUGGGAGCAAUGGGGACAAUGGUCUAUUUGUUCUUUGACAUGUAGAAUUUCUGAGAAUAAUAACGGUGUUCAAGAACGGAGUAGAAAAUGUCGAUCCCCAACACAAACGGAAUGUAUAGGAAAAUCACUCGAAGUUCGUUCAUGCAACCCAUCUCCCCCCAUUUGUAAACCUGAGCCAUCUUACUCCGACUGGUCAGAAUGGUCAAACUGCUCGGUUGCAGAAUGUGGACAAAACGGCAUUCGAAGGAGAACACGCGAGUGUCAAUCUGGCCAUUGCAUAGAGCCUUUAAAUGAAGAAGAGAAGUGUAAACAAAAAGAAUGUGCUCAUUGGGAAGAGUGGGGACUAUGGGGAGAUUGUAAAGUUGAAAAAUGUGGAGAACAAGGACAAAGAAUGAGGCAAAGAAAUUGUUCGGUCGAAGAUUAUAAAGGAAAUUCCUCAAUGGGAUGUGCUGGCGAAUCUUUUCAGAACGAAACUUGUAUUAGCGACAUAAACAGCAUUACAAGUUUAGAUUGUCCACUUAAAGGAGGAGAAGCUUCUGUAGAUGGACAAUGGGGAAAAUGGCAUCCAUGUUCUGUUAGUUGUGGAAUUGGUUUUCAAUUUAGAGAACGUAUGUGUGGGGACAAACCUUGUCCUGGAGGGGGAAAACAAGCUAGAACAUGUCAUGCACAGGGUUUCUGUCCCGGUUCAAUAAUAGAGCAACGUCCAUGUACACUUUCAAAUAACGAUGACCCUAUGCAGUGUGCUGCUAUAGUUGGUGGAUGGUCAUCUUGGUCAGAAUGGUCUCAAUGCUCCCAAGAUUGUGGCCAAAAAGGUCAUCGUGUCAGGAACAGAAUGUGUGCCAAUCCUUUACCUUCCAACCGAGGUGCCUAUUGUGUUGGAUUUUCUUUUGAUCAAACUCCUUGUGAUCCUCCCAAAGCAAAAUGUCAGGGUCCCCAAAUUGAUGGAAAUUGGAGUGCUUGGAGUAAAUGGUCACAAUGUUCUAAUCCCUGCAUUAAUGGACAACGUUCUAGAACUAGGUAUUGCUCAAAUCCUAGACCAAAAAAUGGUGGUAGAAAUUGUUCAGGCAGUGAUUUCGAGUUACAAGCAUGUUCAGAGCCUACAAUUUGCGGUCUAUCACUAAAUAAUACCUCACUUUCUAACAACUCACUUUCACCCUCCACCUCACUAAUUCCACAAUGGUCUUCUUGGACAGCCUGGUCAAAUUGUAGUUCAGAAAGUUGUGGUUUUGCCCUUCGCAGGAGAAAUAGGCAAUGUAUUUUAUUGGAGAAUGAAAAGAGGCUUUAUUGUGAGGGUGUAGCACAUCAAAGUAUGGAAUGUGGAAAUGGGAGAGCUUGUGAAAUGCCAUCAAUAAAUGGCCGUUGGUCUGAAUGGAGUGAUUGGUCAUCCAAUUGUGAAUGGAGUGGAUGUAUUGGGUUUGACCCCAAAAAUGAUUUGGAUAUAGAAGAAAAGAAUGAUUCUAUCCAACAAUUUUUUGGAAGAUAUGGAGAAACGGGGGAUGACAUAAUCGAGGAUGAAUUAGCAGCAGAAAAUAACAUAACAUUAAUUAAUGCACUGGCACAAGCACAAUUGGCACGAACACUUAAUAUUCGCACAAGAACGCGCACAUGUUACGGGCCUACACUUGGAGGAAUUCCUUGUUUUGGAAUUGCUUCACAAAAAUCUCUUUGUCCACAAAUUGAAUCAAAAAAUGAGAAAUGUAUUAAUUCAAGUAUUUCACAAUUAUUGGCACACAUUUGGAAUGCUGAUUUUUCUGCUCUUCAAUUUAUUCUUAAAUUGUGA